AUGGGGAUCUUUAAACGAAGUAGAGCGAAGCAACACAAUAAUUUCAUGGGUAGGAGCCUCAUUCGAAACAAGCUGAGACAAAAAGAAGAGUCGGAAAAUAUGCUUUAUUCCAAAAUAGGAAAUGAUGAAAGUACAAUAAAAGUUAGCAAAAAAACUUCUAUUUUGAACAAAGAUCCUUUAGAUGAUUACUUAGACAAUCAACUGGUUAUAAAUGAUGUACAAGUCAGCAAAGUAUUUCUUCAAAAAAACGAAAUAAAAGAAAAAAAAGAAAAAAAUAUAUAUCCAAAUACAAAUCAAAUUAACCUGAAUGUUCAUAAUAUUGUUCUCCCUGUACCUGGGAGGCCUUUCUUUUUAAACAAUCAGGAUAAAAUAAAUAUUAUACUUAAUGAAAGAGAAAACACAAUACAAGCAAAGAAAAAGAAAAAGAAAAGAAAAAAUGUUAAACAAAUUACAUUUUUAAUGAGUGGAAAGAGCCUCAUACCUAUUAAUGUCAGGAGCUCCAAAAACGAGACUUCAAAAAAAAAAAAAAUUAAAAAUUCUAAAUGUGGGAAGAAGUCGGGAAGGGGCGUUCCAGAGGCGGAGCAUAUAGAGCAGUCGGAGGAGGACCAGCAUAGUGAGUUGGAAGAACAGGAGCAUCAUAGAGAGCAGUUGGAGGAGGACCAGCAUAGUGAGUUGGAAGAACAGGAGCAUCAUAGAGAGCAGUUGGAGGAGGACCCGCAUAGCGAGUUGGCAGAACAGGAACAUCAUAGAGAGCAGUCGGAGGAGGACCUGCAUAGCCAGUUGGCAGAACAGGAACAUCAUAGAAUAACUUCUCCUGUCGAGCUGCCGAGCGACGAACCGCGGAACGAACCUUCGAGUGGCCAUUAUUUGAAGGGGGGAAAAUAUGCGGACAGAUUAGCUUACGAUUUAAAAUACGUUCGUAUGUAUGAAGAGAGAGGAAAAAGGUACAGGGAAGAGGGAGAAGGGAAAAGAGUGUUAAAUAAAGAAAGUAUAGAUAAAUACGAGUUGGAAUAUUUUAUAGAGUGGAGAAAGGUAUUAAGUGAUAUAGAAGAGAAAGAAGGAUAUAUAUUAACACCAUAUGAGAAGAAUAUAGAAUACUGGAAACAGUUAUGGAGAGUAAUAGAAAAAAGUCAUGUAAUAUUUUAUAUUAUUGAUGCUAGGAAUCCUUUAUUUUUUUAUUGUAAAGGAUUAGAAUAUUAUAUCAAAAGAGUAGAUAAGAGAAAGGAGUUUAUUAUCAUUUUAAAUAAAUCUGAUUUUUUAAAUUAUGAACAAAGAAAAAUUUGGUCCGAAUAUUUUGAACAAAGGAAUGUUAAAUUUAUUUUCUUCUCAGCACUGAGAGAAUUGUACAAUCAAAACAUGGUAUUGAUAAGGAAUUAUAAUACUACUACUGUUAUGAAGCAGUAUAAUAAUAUGCACAUGGAUAAUGACGAAUUGAUAAAAAGGGAAAGCAAUGAAAAAAUGGAGGGUGUUCAUUAUUAUUCUCUCUAUGCAAAUCAUUUCUGUCAAGAUGAUGCAUUACCAAAUGAUGAUAUAAAAGACCAAUUGGUGAACAUAGGUUAUGGUAAUUUAAAUUAUGAAAGGAAAAAAAAUGAUAAUACAGAUAUAUUAAGUGUAAACGAUUUAAUAUUUUUUAUUAAAAAUAUAAAAAUGCAAAUAAAAGAAUUAUAUCAUGAUAUAGAAUUAGAAACGUUCUCAAUACCAAGAUUUAUGGUAGGCUUUGUCGGUUUUCCAAAUGUGGGUAAGAGUUCAAUAAUUAAUUCUUUGAUAGGUGAAAAAAAAGUUAGUGUUAGUCCACAACCAGGAAAAACUAAGCACUUUCAAACUGUUCCUUUAAAAAGUUUAGAUUUUUCUGUUUGUGAUUGUCCAGGUUUAAUAUUCCCAACCCUAGUUUUUAAUAAAUAUGACUUGUUCAUUAAUGGCGUUUGUUCAAUUGAUCAUUUUAAAGGAAACUUCGUUCAUCUUGUUCAAAUCCUUUGUAAUAUUAUUCCAGAGCAGUUAUGCGACCACUAUAAAAUUAAUAAAAACGUCAUUCACAAGGUUGUAUAUGGAGGUGGAGAAGGACAUAAAGGUGGUGGAGUUGGUAGAGAGUGUAAGCAGAGUGGAAGCAGCGAAAAGAGCGAAAACGGUAAAGAGAAAACAUAUCUAUUCUUGGAUGCAAUGGACUUUUUGCGUUCUUUUUGCACCGCUAGAAAGUACGUAUCAGGAGGAAAAGGAGGCUUAUUAAAUUUUAACGUGGCAACUAGACAAAUAAUCAGAGAUUUUAUAGCAGGAAAUCUUCAGUACAACUUCAUGCCCUCCUACUUGAGCGAAAACGCGAGCUUUCAUCAGAGAAUGAUGGAGAGGACUCCCCAUCCCAACUGUGCGGACGUGCCCCUCUUCAGUGACUGCGAUUCACAGGAGAAUGUUUUGACAACCAAGAGGAAAUUCCGCUACAUGCAGAAGCAAAUGAUGAAGGGGAAAAACUUUUUGAAAUGCUGCAUUAAUGUGUGA
This is a messenger RNA of Plasmodium malariae, 2490 nucleotides long. Its product is annotated as large ribosomal subunit associated GTPase, putative. Gene Ontology annotation, molecular function: GTPase activity; GTP binding. Lineage: Eukaryota; Apicomplexa; Aconoidasida; Haemosporida; Plasmodiidae. Gene Ontology annotation, cellular component: cytosol. The transcript is spliced from 2 exons. The record is from RefSeq and is a predicted model, not a curated record. Bases 1 to 2490 code for a protein of 829 amino acids.